AUGAGUUAUUCGAGUAAACAGGGGCAGGAAGAGGGCACGCCGAACGAGAUCAGACGUAUUAAUCGUGAGCUGCGGCGCAACCUCAUAUUGGAAACGGCUUUAAUCGCCUUCGCGCUGGGUGUGCUGACCGUGGUAAGCGUACUUCUCACCGCAUACGGAUGGCACACGCACAACGACAACCUGUUCGCUCUUGGAUUGUACAUCCUUGUUGCGCAUCUUGCCUUCCACAUUUUCGAGUUCCUUGCAGCUGCGUUCACCCGUCCUCACGACACCCACCCUGAUGCCUUCAUGGUGUUUCACUCGACACCGUACCUCAUUGCGAAUGGCACAGCGCUGUUGGAAUUUUUUCUGGAGGCGUACGCCAUUCCUGAGGGGUGGAAGCUCGACCCCACCCGUCAUCCACUGCUCGGCUUUUUCUUACGAGUGAACUGUGCCUCGGCGCUCCUCUUCACCCUUCUUGUUGCUGUUUUCUACGGCAUCCGUGUCAUGUCAAUGCUGCAGUGCGGCGCCAACUUUUCCCUCAUGAUUGAGGACGAACGGCGCUCCAGUCAUCAGCUGGUGACGCAGGGCCUGUACCGCUAUCUGCGCCACCCAGCUUACUUUGGAUGGUUUUGGCGCACUUGCUGCGCGCAGUGGAUACUGGCAAACCCUGUCUCUGCUGUGGUCCACACCGUGGUAACCUGGUACUUCUUUCGAUCCCGCAUCGCAUAUGAGGAGGCCACACUGCAGCGACCAGAUUACUUUGGAGAGACUUACAAGAAGUACAUGGCAUGUACCAUCGUCGGGAUUCCAUUUCUAUAG
This is a messenger RNA of Leishmania braziliensis MHOM/BR/75/M2904, 801 nucleotides long. RefSeq names its product putative prenyl protein specific carboxyl methyltransferase. The coding region runs from base 1 to 801 and encodes 266 amino acids. NCBI's taxonomy places the organism in Eukaryota, Euglenozoa, Kinetoplastea, Trypanosomatida, Trypanosomatidae. The transcript has a single exon. Gene Ontology annotation, molecular function: protein C-terminal S-isoprenylcysteine carboxyl O-methyltransferase activity. The record is from RefSeq and is a predicted model, not a curated record. Gene Ontology annotation, cellular component: membrane; endoplasmic reticulum. Gene Ontology annotation, biological process: C-terminal protein methylation.